Messenger RNA from Glossina fuscipes, 7008 nucleotides. Its product is annotated as inositol hexakisphosphate and diphosphoinositol-pentakisphosphate kinase. Gene Ontology annotation, molecular function: 5-diphosphoinositol pentakisphosphate 1-kinase activity; diphosphoinositol pentakisphosphate kinase activity; inositol hexakisphosphate kinase activity. The transcript is spliced from 18 exons. The record is from RefSeq and is a predicted model, not a curated record. The coding region runs from base 543 to 6962 and encodes 2139 amino acids. NCBI's taxonomy places the organism in Eukaryota, Metazoa, Arthropoda, Insecta, Diptera, Glossinidae. Gene Ontology annotation, biological process: inositol phosphate biosynthetic process; inositol metabolic process. Gene Ontology annotation, cellular component: cytosol.
AUCGAUAGAUAAGUAGAGAAAAAGAGUUUUGCAACAUAAACCAUAACUUAUUUAUGUGAUGGUGUUGUGAUGUAAGGGAAGAGCUUUGCUUCGUUUUGCUAUUAUAUAUAAUUUAAAUAAUAAUAAAAGUGAUAAAACAAGGAAAUCCAGUGCAAAAAAAGUGUUUGAAUAUUAUAUAAUUUGAAAAAUAUAUUAGCUAAAGUAAAUAAGAAAAAAUUCUUACAAAGUUUCCAUUCAACCUCAAAAGGAAAAAUCGAUUUUCAUCACCAAAAACCAAAAUUGCAUAUUUCCAUUAGUGCUAACAACCUUAACGCGUGCUUAUGCUUAUGUGUGUUUGAUAUUAAAAUUAUUGUUCAUGUUUUCCCAACAAAGAGCAGAAAAGAAAAAUUUAUUAAAUCCUCCUGUCAAAUUUCAAUUACAACAACAAAUUUCGUACCAGACCGGCACAAUAAACCCCAAAAGAAGUUCUAGCCAGGAGAAAACCGAACUUUGAUAAGUUCAAUCCUAAUGGGCUGAAUGCAAUUGGGGAUUUGAAUACCGAAAUGUCGUAUACUGAGCUGGAAUCAGGGUAUCAGGAUCUACGACAACAAUCGUCACAACAGGCGGCCGCUAAUUCUGGUCAACAAACGCAUCAUGUUCUACUGGCAGGUGGCUCGGAUCGUCAACAACCAUGUCCUGGAUUUUUUGUAGGCCACGAUGGCAAUGGUGAUACAGAUUUCGGCGAGAGUAAUGACGGAAUGGAUUCUGACACCAGUACGUCUUCAAAUCCAGGCAAACAAGUGGUUGUGGGGGUUUGCGCUAUGUCCAAGAAAACUCAAUCAAAACCGAUGAAAGAAAUCAUAACACGUUUAGAAGAAUUUGAAUUCAUUAAAAUGGUUAUAUUUUCGGAGGAAGUGAUAUUAAAAGAAUCUGUUGACAAUUGGCCGAUUUGUGACUGUCUAAUAUCAUUUCAUUCCAAAGGUUUCCCAUUGGAAAAGGCUAUUCAAUACGCUCAACUGCGUAAGCCGUAUGUUUUGAAUAACUUACAUAUGCAAUACGAUAUACAAGAUCGACGACGAGUUUAUGCUAUUUUAGAGAAAGAGGGCAUUGAAAUACCCCGUUAUGCAGUAUUGGAUCGAGAUUCACCGGAUCCUAAGAAACAUGAAUUAAUAGAAUCAGAAGAUCAUGUCGAAGUAAAUGGCGUAAUAUUUAAUAAACCGUUUGUGGAGAAACCGGUCUCGGCCGAAGACCACAACAUUUAUAUAUAUUAUCCCACAUCUGCUGGUGGUGGAAGUCAAAGGCUAUUCAGAAAGAUUGGCAGUCGUAGUAGUGUUUAUUCACCCGAAUCGCGUGUUCGCAAAACCGGUUCAUUUAUUUAUGAAGACUUUAUGCCUACAGACGUGUAUUUUCCAGGUACCGAUGUCAAAGUGUAUACGGUGGGUCCGGAUUAUGCACACGCUGAGGCCCGUAAAAGUCCAGCAUUAGAUGGCAAAGUCGAACGUGAUAGUGAAGGCAAAGAGAUACGCUAUCCAGUUAUAUUAAAUCACGAUGAGAAACUGAUAUCACGUAAAGUUUGCUUGGCCUUUAAGCAGACCGUGUGUGGCUUUGAUUUGUUGAGAGCUAAUGGAAAAUCGUAUGUCUGUGAUGUGAACGGUUUUAGUUUUGUAAAGAAUUCCAAUAAAUAUUAUGAUGAUUGCGCGAAAAUACUUGGUAAUAUGAUCCUUAGGGAAUUGACGCCUACGCUUCAUAUACCAUGGUCGGUGCCCUUUCAAUUAGAUGAUCCACCCAUUGUGCCCACAACAUUUGGUAAAAUGAUGGAAUUACGUUGUGUGGUGGCAGUAAUACGUCAUGGCGAUCGCACUCCAAAACAAAAAAUGAAAGUUGAAGUUAGACAUCCAAAAUUCUUUGAAAUUUUUGAAAAAUAUGAUGGCUUCAAAUUUGGCCAUAUCAAAUUAAAACGGCCCAAACAGUUACAAGAAAUCCUAGAUAUCGCCCGUUUUCUCUUAGCCGAAAUUGAAACGAAAGCCGAUGCCGAAAUUGAAGAGAAGAAAAGCAAAUUGGAGCAAUUAAAAAGCGUUUUGGAAAUGUACGGCCAUUUUUCUGGAAUUAAUCGUAAAGUACAAAUGAAAUAUCAGCCAAAGGGUAGACCACGUGGAUCUAGCUCUGAUGAUGACGCACCCACGGAACCGUCAUUAGUAUUGAUUUUAAAAUGGGGCGGUGAGCUUACACCAGCUGGUCGCAUACAAGCUGAAGAACUAGGUCGUAUAUUUCGUUGUAUGUAUCCCGGUGGUCAAGGGCGUUAUGAUUAUUCUGGUACACAAGGCUUGGGUUUAUUAAGGCUACAUUCAACGUUUCGCCAUGAUCUCAAAAUCUACGCUUCGGACGAGGGCCGGGUACAAAUGACAGCUGCCGCUUUUGCUAAAGGCCUACUGGCUUUGGAAGGUGAAUUAACACCAAUAUUGGUACAAAUGGUCAAAAGUGCAAACACCAAUGGCUUGUUAGAUAAUGAUUGUGAUUCGAGUAAAUAUCAAAAUAUGGCCAAAAAUCGUUUACAUGAAUUAAUGCGUCUAGAUCGUGAAUUUACUUCAGAUGAUCGCAUAGCAAUUAAUCCCAAUAAUAGUAUAUCGAUUAAUCAAGCCCUCGAUUUUGUUAAAAAUCCUGUCGAAUGUUGUCAACACGUUCAUAAAUUAAUUAAAGAAUUAUUAGUCAUAAUCAGUGUUAAAAAAGAUGAUCCAAAAACCAAAGACGCAAUUCUAUAUCAUGGUGAGACUUGGGAUUUAAUGCGUUGUCGUUGGGAAAAGAUUGAGAAAGACUUCAGUACAAAGUCUAAACUGUAUGAUAUAUCGAAAAUUCCCGAUAUUUAUGACUGCAUUAAAUAUGAUUUGCAACAUAAUCAACAUACGUUACAAUAUGAUCAGGCCGAAGAAUUGUAUAUAUACGCGAAAUAUUUGGCUGAUAUUGUGAUACCGCAAGAGUAUGGCUUAACAACUCAAGAAAAGUUAACAAUUGGCCAGGGUAUUUGUACGCCAUUGCUAAAGAAAAUCAAAUCUGAUCUGCAACGUAACAUCGAAGAAGUCGACGAUGAAUCAGUGAAUCGUUUAAAUCCACAAUAUAGCCAUGGUGUGGCAAGCCCGGGACGACAUGUGCGCACUCGUCUAUAUUUUACUAGUGAAAGUCAUGUUCAUUCUUUAUUGACUGUGUUACGCUACGGUGGAUUGUUAAAUGUGACUACAGAUGAGCAAUGGCGCCGCGCUAUGGAUUACAUUUCGAUGGUUUCUGAAUUGAAUUACAUGUCACAAAUUGUUAUAAUGUUAUACGAAGAUCCAACCAAGGAUCCUACCUCAGAAGAAAGAUUUCAUGUGGAAUUACAUUUCAGUCCCGGUGUCAAUUGCUGUGUGCAAAAGAAUUUACCACCAGGCCCUGGCUUUAGACCACAUUCGCGCAACGAUUCAAAUGCCUUGAAAGCAGUGUGUAGUGAUGAUCUAACCGGCAAUCCUGAACGCAUUGAUGAGGAAAACGAUACUGACGAAAGUCCUGUAAAAAAUCAAAAGGUCUCUAAUAUAUUGGAUAAAGCUCACCUCAAAUCAAAACCCAUUUCAAUCGGUGCUCAUCACACUGUUAGCGGCCAUGAAGCUUUAGAUUUGGCUAAACGUUUGAAUGAAGAAUUGGCCUCACAGCAGCAAACCAAACAAACUGGUUCUCUGGAAACGGCCCGUCCCAUAAGCCCUAACGCUGAACCGCGCUCCCGAAGUUAUGAACAACAACAUGCUCAAAAGUCAAAAGAUGGUAUCUGCCUUGCCAGUGAUAAAAAAUUCCCAGAAAUUUUCAAUUCAUCACACAGUAUAACUAAUCUUAAUCGUACAGCUUUUCAAAUACGCAUAACAGAUAAUUUAACACUUUACAAAAUCGAUUCAUCGACGAACGAGUUACCCCUAUCCGAAAUAGAUUUUAAUCUGACUCCGAACGGUAAUAACAAUCAAGAAAUUUGCCCGACUCAAAAAACCGAUUCAGCAACAGAGCAAUUAUUAAAAAAACAAAGUCAGUUAUUAACUAUGCGGCGUAUGGAAAGUAAUGAUAGUUCAGAUUAUAUACAAAAAUUGCGAGAAUUUCGUAGAAUGUCACCUCUAUCGACUAAUGAGAGACCAUUAACUUGCAACUGCUCGUUACACUUAUGCAUUGAUAAUGAAGAGAAUUCCUUACCUCAUAAUCAUGCAAAAAGUGAAACCGACCUCAGUGAGCUGAUAAUGCCUUUUAUCAAAAAGCAAAGCAAUUAUGCCGAAUUUGAGGAGGAUUUCCAAAUGUCUGCUUCAGCUCCUGCUGUUCUAUUAAGUGGUGAUUUUCUUCCACAACAACAUCGUGAUAACAGAUUAUUGAAAGCCUCCUCCCUUACCAAUUCACCUACCGCUUCCACUUUACAAUUAUGCAAAGCUUUGGAAGACACUGCAUCGUUGCCCAUAAUUGUUAAGCCUACUGACCGUGCACUCAUAGUUGCUAAGCAUAAGACCUCAUUGACCAACGCUCAAUCGGCCCCGAUUAUAGUAGAGUUAGCAAAUCCUUUUAAAUUUCCAUGCAACAUUUGUACCGUAAUUCCUCCCAUCGCUGAAAAUUCUGCUAGCAUAACCAGUUAUCAGAGUACUCCAAUUCAUUAUCCUCCCGAUACCUAUCAGCAACAAGAGCAAUCACGAGAAAAAUUUUAUACGAAACAUCAAUCGCAUCAUAACAUACAUUUGCAUUACCAUUCGGCCACAAAUUCAAAUUUACAUACAAAUAUCACAAUACCGAAUGUUGUUGUAACUUUAACUUCUUCUACUUCCGCCAAUAAUUUAACUAAUUUAUCAUAUAAUACAAAUGAAUUUAAUACCAAACUCAUUACUGACUCUUCUAAUGUCACGACCCAUGAUCUCCGUUCCUUUACCGAUCUAUUUCAUAAUUUAUCCUCUGCUGCCUCUUAUACCAAUAAUGACAAUAACAAUGUAUCAACCACUCCCCACCUUACCAUUACCUCUUAUCCCAUUACCACAACCACAACGGCUACCGGUGGCAUGCACAACGACAACAUAACCACGACCACUUCCGCAACUAUAGACGGUAAUGCCACUUCGGUAUCGUCCACAUCAUCGGUAUCGUCGUCUAGACGUCAAAGACACAGUAUUGCCGGCCAGAUGUCUUAUAUGAAAAUGUUGGGAUUCGGUGGUUUCAAUAAAAAGAUGACCACCAGCGCCAAUAGCUUAUUUAGCACUGCGGUUAUCAGUGGAAGUUCUUCGGCACCCAAUUUACGAGAUAUGAUACCAGUCUCAUCAUCAGUUUUAGAGGGCUUUGGUGGUGUGCCACCCAUACGGCCCUUGGAAACACUGCACAAUGCUCUUUCACUUAAACAACUCGAUAACUUCCUGGAGAAAAUGACAACGGCACCACUAUUUAAAACGCCAACGUGUACACCACCGAAAAACCCGUCAACUCCGCUCUCGAUGAUUACGACAACUAUUGAAGAAGAAACAUGUGUCAGUACACCUACUAACCAUUUAUGCAUCUGCAACGAUAAUCACCGCGAUGAGGAUUCUCAUUUUGAAUUGUGCACUCGUUGCGGUCGUCAAAGAAGAUUUGAUCCAACACGUCUGGAAAGAAAUUUAAAUCAAUCGUCCGCUCAAAAUCCUUCAAACAUUAUGUGGAGUAAACAAUCAAGUAUAGCCAGCAGUAUUACGGAGCCGUCAUCGCCAGCCAUAUCGGAUACUUGUUCACAAGAGACACCAAGUUGUGACAUGUCAAUUAGUUUAACCAGCACGGAAGGUUACAAUAUGCCACCAGCUGCCACAGAACAACUCGCCAAGUUCUUUCCACAAUUGGAUGUUGAUUUAAAUUCGGUUAGCGUUUACGCGCCUCUAAAUACAGACACAUUAGGUGAGGCGAACAAUGCAUUAGAUGAACUCCAUUUCUCAGCAGUGGCUGCUGGUUUUGAAGCGAAGAGUGCCUGUUUGACACCAGUCAGUUUUAACAUGGAUCUUAGCAUAGUCGCCAAUAAAGGAUCUUUGACAUUAUCAAUGGAAGGUUUUGAAGAUGACGACGACGCUACACCCUCUGCUGCUACCCCAUCUUUGCCCUGCGAUGAAUCGCAAAUGGCUUUCUGCUAUUGUUGCGAAGCUCACGUUAAUCAAGGGCAGCCACCAGAUGAUACGCAAAAAUCGAAUGAAUUAUUUACUAUAAUGCGCAGCAAACGUUUAGCAGCGCAUGAGCGCAAAACUCCCUGCGCAUGCGCGGAACCACCGUUGAGUGCAGGCUUGCUUAACCCCGAACUGCCUUCAUUAAAUGUUAGAAAAGUUUCAGACCCUAUAUCGCCACGGAUACAAAGGCAAAUAAGCCUUUUUGAAGAUGGUGAAUUCGAUAAGCCCAAAGAUUAUUCUGUGUUGCACGGUUCCAUAAAUAUACCAGCUCAACUGAAGCAAGAUGCUCGUUUGCGCAAAUUUGAAAAUCUAACUCAAUCGACCUCAAACUCGAAUUUUCCUUUCGAAAGCAAUACCUUAAAACGGGUACCUAACAAAGUUGAAGAUUUUGUUGAUGCCGAGUUAACGCAAUCUUGUAUAAAUCUAAAAAGUUCUGGCGUGGCUGCUUCAAAUUCCUCGUCUGUUUGCAGUUCACCACAACAUAAAAUGACAGCUUUUCGACCAGUUACACAAUCAUGUUCAACGGUCGCCACUGACCUUGCACCCGCAAGUGGUCCAACAAGCCCUCGUCCAGGUGCACUAAUAGUUAGAGAAAAAUUCAUAGAACCGCCCAGACGCCUUGCCCGUACUUUGCGGGGCAAAACCCAAUCUAUGGAUGCAGAGUUCCUAUUUAAUGAAUUCCUUUUAGUACCGUCACAAUCGGUACAAGCUCCUUCCAGUAACGAAACCAACAGUACGGUGACCUCGCCUUCAAUGCGUCCUAAUAAAAGAUUUAUAACCACCAAAGUUAUGGGCGAUUCGAAAGAUUACUUAGAGAAAAAAUAAUAUUCUAAAGCAUACCAGCCUAUACAUUGUAAAACAUUACAGACAC